Eruca vesicaria subsp. sativa (arugula) is the source of this 1524-nucleotide messenger RNA. The record is from the annotation of a GenBank genome assembly. Lineage: Eukaryota; Viridiplantae; Streptophyta; Magnoliopsida; Brassicales; Brassicaceae.
GCAACAAAAAAAGUAGGUGGAAUAGAGAGCAAAGAAGAUGGAAUCUGCAAGUCUGCUGAAUAAGCAAGAAGAAGCAAGAACUCCUUCUUCUUUCACUUAUGGUGUUCUUCUCAGUACAUCCGUUGCUGUCGCUGGAUCAUUUUGUUAUGGCUGCGCCAUGUCCUAUACGUCGCCUGCCCAAUCCAAAAUCAUGGAAGAACUGGGACUUUCUGUGGCUGAUUAUUCGUUUUUCACUUCGCUAAUGACAUUGGGAGGAAUGAUUACGGCCGCGCUUAGCGGAAAAGUCGCUGCGCUCAUUGGUCGUCGACAAACAAUGUGGAUCUCAGAUAUUUUCUGCCUCUUUGGUUGGCUCUCUGUAGCGUUUGCACAUGAUGUUAUGCUACUAAAUAUUGGAAGACUCUUCUUGGGUUUCGGAGUUGGUCUCAUUAGUUAUGUGGUUCCUGUGUAUAUAGCAGAAAUUACACCAAAAACAUUUCGUGGAGGAUUCACUUUUACUAAUCAGCUUCUACAAUGUCUUGGAAUUUCGCUCAUGUUCUUCACCGGGAACUAUUUCCAUUGGCGAACAUUAGCUCUUUUAAGUGCAAUGCCAUGCGCUGUACAGCUGAUAGGUUUAUUUUUCAUCCCCGAGUCUCCUAGAUGGCUGGCAAUGUAUGGUCGAGAUCAAGAGCUUGAAGUUACAUUGAAGAGAUUGAGGGGAGAAAGAUUUGAUGUUCUCGAAGAAGCGGCAGAAAUCAGAGAAACAGUAGAAAUCUCUAGAAGAGAAUCUCAAAGUGGAGUAAAAGAUUUGUUCCAUAUGAGAAACGCACAACCAUUGAUCAUUGGAUUGGGACUAAUGCUUAUGCAACAAUUUUGUGGGAGUUCGGCAAUAAGUGCUUAUGCUGCUAGUAUUUUCGACAAAGCUGGUUUUCCAAUCGACAUUGGAACAACAAUCCUCGCAGCUGUUCUGGUACCACAGUCUGUGAUUGUCAUAUUAACCGUUGAUAGAUGGGGACGUCGACCACUUCUUCUGAUGUCUUCUAUUGGCAUGUGCAUAUGUUCAUUUUUAAUCGGCCUCUCUUACUAUCUUCAGAAACCUGGUGAAGUUCAGACGAUUUGUUCCGUUUUGUUAAUCGUCGGUAUAUUAGGUUAUGUCUCAUUCUUUUGCAUUGGUAUAGGUGGAUUACCAUGGGUAAUAAUGUCAGAGAUAUUCCCGGUUAAUGUUAAAAUAACUGCCGGUAGCCUUGUAACGGUAUCAAGCUGGUUUUUCAAUUGGGUCAUCAUUUAUAGUUUCAAUUUCAUGAUGCAAUGGAGCGCUUCAGGAACAUAUUUUAUAUUUUCGGGAGUUUCUUUGGUGACGAUUGUAUUCAUAUGGAUUUUGGUGCCUGAGACAAAAGGUCGAACACUCGAAGAGAUUCAAGCAUCACUAGUUCGAUUUUCAUAAAUAGAACCAUGAUAAACUGUUACAAAUUUUCUCAACAAUGUAACAUUGUUUUUAAACAAUUUGAUUAGUCCUUUAUAAUAUCUUCACCUUCGUUUCAUUUAAUC